AUGGUUUUGUGUGCAAAGUCGACGAAUUUAAGAAACUGUUCAUUGAAUUUUCGCAAUAAUUGUGUAUUUAAAAAUGUAACAAUGUCGAAUAUCGAAUGUUUAACAAUCGGAUGGUGCUCAAUGUCCGAAUUGUUCUUCUUACUUAUUCACACGACAAAAUUACGAAAGCUGAAUAUUCGGUAUUUGUGUAACUAUGAUUAUCGUACAUUAGGUGAAACUCAUUUGAUGAUAAAUAGCCUAAAUGUUUUCUUAUACUUCGUACCAUUUAAUAACGUCGAACUAUUAUUGAAAUACUUACCAAAAUUAAAGAAAUUAACAAUCAAAGGACAAUUAGACGAUUUCAAUUACACAGACAGUCAAUUAUGGCAAACUCUUUUGACAUCGUCGUUACCAUUAUUAGCAUUAUUUUCCUUGGAAAUCACUAUUUUGACUAGAAUAUCUGAUACACAGGAUAUUGUAGACAAAUUUCAAACUGAUUUCUGGAUUCAGCGGUGGAAUUUAACUAUCGAUUGUCGAUACCAUAAAAGUUUGAUAUUAGUUGUUAAUGGAAAACAGAAAAUCAAUGAACAACAAUCAUUAUCGAAUGAGAUUCAAGAAAGUUCAUCUGAAAGUUGA
Didymodactylos carnosus is the source of this 615-nucleotide messenger RNA. The record is from the annotation of a GenBank genome assembly. NCBI's taxonomy places the organism in Eukaryota, Metazoa, Rotifera, Eurotatoria, Philodinida, Philodinidae.